AUGAGACGUCCUGCAGUGGGCUCGUCGGAUUACUUCAAGCACUCACUCUCGAACGACCGCCACCAGUCCCAACAGGCGGCUGGUCUUGCUGCAUUCGGUGAUUCGUACAGUGCCGGCAUCGGCACCGGCGUCGAUGGCGUCGAAGAUGAAUGCCGGCUGGGAUCCCACGCAUAUCCCGCCUUGAUCUUCACCGAUCUAGCUGAAAGCCAAGCUCCAGGAACAGCAAACUUCCAGUUCUUGUCUUGUACCGGAUCGACUACCAACAAUGUUCUGUCUGGUGGCGACCACAGCCAGGUCGACAGAUUCAACAAAUCCAUCAGCGCCGACUUCGCGGUGCUCUCUAUCGGAGGCAACGACCUGGGCUUUUUCUCCGUGAUGAAUGCUUGCAUAUUCCGCUUCUACAGUUUCAACUCCGGCAGUUGCGAGACGGCUCUGCAGUACGUAACCGACCAGAUCGACAGUUCCGACUUUGCGCAGCGGCUGGAGAUGGUCAUCAUGGAAAUACUGGACAAAGUACAAUGGGAGAAGCGGCCGUGGUUCAUCAUUACCGUGACCGGGUAUGCUCGAUUUUUCAGUGUGGAAACUGAUGAAUGCGACAACUGUACUCUUGGUGUCUGGUGGCAGGGACCAGAACUCAAGAGGGACGUACGCCAGAGGAUGAACGACAUGGUCGUGGCAGUCAAUGACAAACUGAGGCGUUCCAUCGAAGCCGUCAACUCGAGGUUCACGACCCCAAAGGUUCUGUUCGUCGACUACGACGCCAAGUUUGAGGGCCAUCGUUUCUGCGAACCGGGCGUAAUGGAACCAGCAUACAAUAGAACCGAGACUUGGUUCUUCCUCGUCGGAGGCAAAGACAACAAUCCGAACGUAACGGAUCCGACGCCGGCCCCGAAUCGUACGAUAAAGGGCACCGAGGGCGUGGGUAGCCAGACCUUGACCCCGCUGUCACCACUCUCGGACCCGGAGACAUGUCUGGGGCCGGCUGAAAGAUCGGGAGACUGGGGUCUGCUGGCUCUGUGUUACAUGGCGAGAGCUAAACGCGACGAUCCGUCACUGCAAUUUGCCGCGGAGGAUGUCAUGAUUCAGAAUUCCAUGUGGUACGUCCCGACGUAUUAUGGGAAGACGUUCCAUCCAAGGAGCCUCGGCCACGAGGUGAUUAGAGAUGAAAUCUACAGGACCUGGUCGCGUCUGGAUGCAGUGAAGUAG
Colletotrichum orchidophilum is the source of this 1206-nucleotide messenger RNA. RefSeq lists its product as uncharacterized. Lineage: Eukaryota; Fungi; Ascomycota; Sordariomycetes; Glomerellales; Glomerellaceae. Bases 1 to 1206 code for a protein of 401 amino acids. The record is from RefSeq and is a predicted model, not a curated record. Gene Ontology annotation, biological process: triglyceride catabolic process. Gene Ontology annotation, molecular function: triacylglycerol lipase activity. The transcript is spliced from 2 exons.